AUGUCUUCCCGGAUUGUCUUGAUCACAGGUGCGAACUCCGGGGUUGGAUAUGCUACUUCCCAAGUCUUAGCACAAGCAUCGAAGGAUUUCCAUGUUCUUAUGGCUGGCCGGUCAUUGGAGAAGCUCAAGACAGCCAAAGCGGACAUCGAGGCUGCUGGUGGCUUGAAAGGUCAAUUGACAACACUGGAACUGGAUGUCACCCGGGAGGCAUCGAUUGAGAAAGCUUUGCGACAAGUUGAGACGGAGUUCGGCCAGCUGGAUGUAUUGAUCAACAAUGCAGCUGUUGGAAACAUUGACAACAAUCCGAGAACUCGAUUUGAGGCAGUCUUCCAGACCAAUAUCCUUGGUCCAGUCUUGGUCACUGAAGCUUUCCGACCACUGUUGCUGAAAUCUCAAAACCCAUACUCGAUAUAUGUCAGUAGCGGGGCCGGAUCCAUUUCGAAGACGGCGAAACCGACAAACUAUCCAGAGCCUCCCAAUGCAGAUGCCUACAGAUCCAGCAAAGCAUCCUUGAACAUGUUGGCAGUGUAUGAAUACAAAACCUACAAAGACAAGGGAUUGAAAGUAUUCCCGUUUUGUCCUGGCUUCGUUGUCUCAAAGCUUCGUGGCGAGAAUGAAGAGAUGAUGAAUCCUGGUGGACUUGCGGGAGAUCCACGGGUUUCUGGAGAGUCAAUCUUGAGCAUUAUCCAGGGUGAGAGAGAUGGGGACGUUGGAAAAUUUGUCCACAAAGACGGAGUCUAUGACUGGUGA
Exophiala bonariae is the source of this 750-nucleotide messenger RNA. RefSeq lists its product as uncharacterized. Gene Ontology annotation, molecular function: oxidoreductase activity. Gene Ontology annotation, cellular component: cytoplasm. Gene Ontology annotation, biological process: secondary metabolic process. The transcript is spliced from 2 exons. NCBI's taxonomy places the organism in Eukaryota, Fungi, Ascomycota, Eurotiomycetes, Chaetothyriales, Herpotrichiellaceae. The record is from RefSeq and is a predicted model, not a curated record. The coding region runs from base 1 to 750 and encodes 249 amino acids.